UGCAUAUAUUCUUCACUGGUUUAUACACAGACAAUGAGGCCUAUUCACACUGUCACUGUUCUUUUAAUGCUCAUUUUCAUGCCUUCAGAAACAACUGCUAAUAACUUCAACAAAUCAUUAGAAGCAAAGGCUUUGCAUACAACUCACUGGUGGGGAGACAGACAUGAUUUAGAUGAUCAUUGUACAUGGUCUGGGAUCAAAUGCAAUGAAGCAGGUAGUGUGAUUUACAUAGACCAUUAUUGUGAAGGUGUAGGUGAACAAGCAAGCCUUGAUUUUCUUUCAUUUCCGAACCUCGAACAACUUCUUCUUAGAAACUGCAUGCUUGUAGGAAGCAUACUAGAUCAGCUUGGUUUGCUACUAAAUCUAACCCACCUUCAACUCAGUCAAUGUCAUCUCACUGGCGAGGUACCUGUUUCGUUCACCAAUCUCACCAGAUUGAUUUAUCUUGAUCUAUUUAGUAAUUAUUUCACGGGUGUUUUCCCAUCUCAGAUAGGGAAACUGAAUAGUUUGGAACUUGUGGAUCUUAGUGAAAACCAGUUUACUGGUCCAAUUCAAUCAUCUUUUAGUUCCAUGGUUAAUCUCACCUACUUGGACUUGAGCAAAAAUCGACUUAACGGGUCCAUCCCAAUGGAGCUUUGUAACUUGCAAAGUCUCCAAACAUUGGACCUGAGUGAUAACAAACUUUCUGGUCCAAUUCCCUCCGGAACUAAGUUACCUGUUCCCCUCGCGAAUCUCUUUCGUUUAGAAUUCCUUGAUCUUUCGAAUAACCAUUUCAUCGGCAUUCUCCCUACACAGAUUUGGAGUUUGAAGAGUUUGCUUUCCGUAUAUCUCAGUCGAAACCAAUUUAGUGGUCCAAUCUUUUCAUCUUUUGAUGUUUCUAAUAAUAAUUUCACUGGAAUUCUACCAUCUCAAAUAAGGUGUUUUCAGAAUUUGGUUAUUCUAGAUCUUAGUCGAAACCUAUUUACAGGCCUAAUACAUCCAUCUUUUGGUUACAUGACCAAUCUCACUGACCUAGACAUGAGCUCAAAUCAACUUAAUGGAUCAAUCCCAAAGGAACUAAGUAAGAUGCAGAAGCUAGAAAGAUUAAACUUAGGUGACAACAAACUUGAUGGUCCAAUUCCCUCAUCAUUGCGUAAUCUAAGCAACUUGAAAGAAUUGAACCUUUCAAUGAACAACAUCAAUGGCCCCAUACCUUUAGAAAUAGCAUAUCUUAACUUACAAAAAAUUGACAUUAAUCAUAAUCAUCUUGUUGGUCUGAUUCAUCCUGAAUUUGGUAUGGUCUCAAGACUCUUUUAUCUUGAUUUUUCAUCCAACCAGUUGUCAGGAAAUGUAUCGUUUAAAAAGCCGUGCAAUUUCCAACAUGUGGAUCUCUCUAUGAAUGAAUUGACUGGAGAUAUCUCAGGACUAUAUGCUUGCACUUAUUUAGAAUAUCUGGACAUUAGGAAUAAUAAUUUUGUUGGACAAACACUUCAAGUUUCUGACUUUCCAAACUUGGUGUUCUUAAACCUGUCUCAAAAUCAUCUCACCGCAAUUGCUCAUGAUCAUUCUUUGAGAAAGAAACUCAUUCUCUAUUUAUCCAUUUUUGUUCCGGUCCUUGUUGGAAUUUGCUUCCUUGUUCUUGGUUAUGUGUAUCGUCAUUACUCCAAGGCCUCCACGAAAAAAGUCCAGCUGGAAACAAAAGAACACGGGGAUGUAUGCUCGGUGUUGAAUUAUGAUGGGAACAUUGCAUAUGAAGACUUCAUUACUGCUACAGACGAUUUUGACCUCAAAUACUGUAUAGGAACAGGUGGCUAUGGUAGUGUAUAUGAAGCGAAACUACCCAGCGGUAAAACAUUUGCUUUGAAGAAACUCCAUCGGUUUGAAGUUGAGCAAUUUGACCAGAGUUUCAAGAAUGAAGUCCAAGUGUUAACUAACCUAAGGCACAAAAACAUCGUGAAACUCUAUGGUUUUUGUUUUCAUAACAAAUGCAACUUCCUUGUAUAUGAAUACAUGGAGAAGGGGAGCCUAUUUUGUGCAUUGAGGGACAGUGAAUUAGCUGUUGAGUUGGAUUGGAUGAAGAGGGUGAAAAUUAUCAAGGAUGUAGCCCACGCUUUGGCGUACAUGCAUCAUGAUUGCAUCCCACCUAUCGUUCAUCGUGACAUAUCAAGCAAUAACAUACUCUUGAACAAUGAGAUGGAAGGAUUUGUUGCUGACUUUGGAGCAGCCAGAUUGCUCGAUCCUGAUUCGUCCAACCAAACCAUAAUUGCAGGAACAUUAGGAUACAUUGCUCCAGAACUUGCCUAUAGCAUGGUUGUGACCGAAAAAUGUGACGUCUACAGCUUUGGGGUCGUAGCACUUGAAAUAAUUGUAGGGAAGCAUCCAGGAGAGCUCCUGUCAUCAUUAAACCGUUCUACAGGUCAAGAAACAUCACUGGAAGAUGUAUUGGACCCGCGACUUCCUUAUUCUAACGAUAAGCUGAUUCAGUUGAACAUUGCUCGUGUUUAUCAAGUAGCACAGGCAUGCAUUCUCACAGAUCCAAAAUCUCGGCCCACGAUGAGAACUGUCUCUCAGGAACUAUCUCGUUGAAGCCAUGGUUCAGGCUUUCCAUCUAUCUAGGUUAAUUGGUAAUGUGUAUGUUUUGUUGAUUGUUAUUUUUAUUUGGUUUGUACUUUGUAACUAAAAGAUUUCAAAAAGGUCAGAGAGAACGUAUUUUGUAUUAUUUUCUCAUUUUACAAUA
Molecule: messenger RNA, 2716 nt
Organism: Helianthus annuus (common sunflower)
Lineage: Eukaryota; Viridiplantae; Streptophyta; Magnoliopsida; Asterales; Asteraceae
Product: MDIS1-interacting receptor like kinase 2
Exons: 2
Coding region: 34-2565 (843 amino acids)
Biological process (GO): protein phosphorylation; hormone-mediated signaling pathway
Cellular component (GO): plasma membrane
Molecular function (GO): protein binding; protein kinase activity; ATP binding
Source: RefSeq, a predicted model, not a curated record